CACGUUGCCUUGCUUGUCGUCUGGUGCCGUCGGUUGACCCGGAUACGCAUGUCGGUAGUUAGCGGCUGGCAGCGAGAGGGAUAAUACUGGGAGAGGGGGAAACAAACCAUGGGCAAAAAGAACAAAAAGGACAAGAAAGGAAAGGGAGUUGAAAAAAACGCGGCUAAAAUGGAGAAAAAGAUCUCCAAACGGUCGAAGAGAGAGGAGGAAGAUCUAGAAACAUUAAUAGAUGAAUUCAGACAACUUGAUGCAAAGAGGACCCAAGUGGCAGAAGUGACAUGUCCUUAUCCUUCGCCACGGUUGAAUGCAUCACUGUCAUCACAUCCUGAGAAAGACGAAUUGAUUCUCUUUGGUGGUGAAUACUUCAACGGCCAAAAAACUUUUCUCUACAAUGAGUUAUAUUUGUACAACAUCAAGAAGAAUGCAUGGUCAAAACUGGAAAUCCCAAAUCCACCAGCUCCACGCUCUGCCCAUCAGGCGGUGGUUGUUUCUCAAGCAGGUGGACAACUUUGGGUGUUUGGUGGAGAAUUUGCAUCCCCAAACGGUGAACAGUUUUAUCAUUAUAAGGAUCUUUGGGUGCUGCAUCUUGCCAGCAGAACAUGGGAACAAAUCAAGGUGACUGGUGGACCAUCGGGGAGAAGUGGUCAUCGUAUGGCUGUUUGUAAGAGACAGAUCUUAGUGUUUGGUGGAUUCCAUGAAAGUACAAGGGAUUUUGUGUAUUAUAAUGAUAUUUACUCCUUUAACCUGGAUAAAUUUACAUGGACAAAGGUGUGUCCAUCUGGAACUGCUCCAUGCCCUCGCUCGGGCUGUCAAAUGGCUUCCACACUUGAUGGUAACAACGUCAUUUACGGAGGUUAUUCAAAGCAGCGAGUGAAGAAAGAUGUAGAAAAGGGCAUUGUAUAUACCGAUAUGUUUCUCCUGAAAAAUGAAGGGAAGGAAGAUGAAGACAAAUGGACGUGGGCUCGCUUGAACCCAACAGGUGUGAAGCCAUCAGCACGAUCGGGGGGCUCACUUGCUGUUGCCCCCAAUAAUCGCAUUGUCCUCUUUGGUGGCGUAUACGAUGAAGAGGAAGAGGAGAAUAUUCAAGGAGAGUUUUUUAAUGACAUUUCUAUCUAUGAUAUGAUAAAGAAUCGCUGGUUUGCUGGGAAGUUAAAGGAAUGCAAAGGAGAGAAAAAAAAACGAAGACGUGGAACAAAAGAGAGAGAAACUGUUGAAGAGGCAAAUGAAAGCCCAGAACCCAGGUGUUCCACAGAAAUUGUGAAGGAAGUAGUUACCGAAGAUGGCACUGUGAUGACUGUGAAACAGGUUUUGAACAGCCCUGAUACCAAACCAAUCACAGAAAUUGAAGAAGAAGAGGAGGAGGAGGAUGAUGAUGAAGAUGAUUCUGAAACGAGUACGUCCAUUGAACCAUGUCCUCGGUCCAGUGCCAUGGCAGCAAUUAAAUAUGGUGUAUUAUAUAUCUAUGGUGGCAUGUUUGAAGUGGGAGACAGACAGUUUACUUUAAAUGACCUUUACUCCAUUGAUCUACACAAGAUGGAGAAAUGGAAAGUUUUGGUGGAAACUGAUCCAAAGACUCAGGAAUGGCUGGACGAAGAAGAGUCAGAGGGUGAGGAAGAAUGUGAAGGAGCUGCAGGAGGGGAAGAUGAAGAAGAGGACGAUGACAGCAGUGAAGAAGGUGAUGAGCAUCCUGCAGUGCAGCCACCCGAGUCUUAUUCGGAGUAUUUGUCACGCACUGAGUCUUACUGGAUUAAAGUGGCCAAGGAUAAUAUGGGCCAGAAUGCCAAAGAGAAGAAGACUUUGAAGGUGGCACAAGCAAUGGCAAAGGCUUUUUAUGAUAGUGUGUGAUGGUCAGAAGUUAUGUAGAAAUGUACCAUGGUGAAUUUAAUUUGUUAAUAGGCUAUAAUUUUUGCCUCAACAGAAAACUACAGUUUAUUGUUCAUUUAAGUAAUUUCAAUUACUUUAUAUAUUUUGAAAGCUAAUCUUAAAUAGAUUGAACUUUACUGUUACUUUUUUCUAAAUCUUAUAUUACACCAGAGAUAAU
Messenger RNA from Amblyraja radiata (thorny skate), 2041 nucleotides. RefSeq names its product kelch domain containing 4 (gene klhdc4). The transcript is spliced from 11 exons. The record is from RefSeq and is a predicted model, not a curated record. Lineage: Eukaryota; Metazoa; Chordata; Chondrichthyes; Rajiformes; Rajidae. Gene Ontology annotation, molecular function: protein binding. The coding region runs from base 109 to 1845 and encodes 578 amino acids.